Messenger RNA from Neltuma alba, 1274 nucleotides. Its product is annotated as branched-chain-amino-acid aminotransferase 2, chloroplastic-like. NCBI's taxonomy places the organism in Eukaryota, Viridiplantae, Streptophyta, Magnoliopsida, Fabales, Fabaceae. The transcript has 8 exons. The record is from RefSeq and is a predicted model, not a curated record. The coding region runs from base 365 to 1162 and encodes 265 amino acids. Gene Ontology annotation, molecular function: branched-chain-amino-acid:2-oxoglutarate transaminase activity. Gene Ontology annotation, biological process: branched-chain amino acid metabolic process.
UAUUCUGUCCGUUAUUUAUUAAGCAGACAUUAUUCCUUCUCUAAAUCAUUUCUUAUAUACUGACAUAACAUGUUCUCUAUAUAUCUCUUAGAUCUCACAGUAUAAGUGAGUUACCAUAGCAUUUUACAAAAGGUCACAAAAUGGUAUCAUCACAUGCUUCUUCUUUGUAUCUUGUUUGAAAGCAGUGGAUCAAAAGUAGACAUUAGAAUGAUAUUUAUCCAAGGGUCAUAGGAUCUCAUCUUGAACACGUACAAGUUCUGCAGAAUGAAAUGUAUAAUUAAGUUCUGCUACAAAAAUAAAUGGAUUUCUGCAGGGAGUGAUUGAAGGGCUAAAGGCAUACAGAAGCAAAGAUGGGCGUAUAGUUAUGUUUAGACCAGAAGAGAAUGGUAGGCGCAUGAAGAUUGGAGCAGAGAGAAUGUGCAUGCCAUCACCAUCUGUUGAGCAAUUUGUGAAUGCUGUGAAGCAAACUGUGCUUGCCAAUAAACGUUGGGUGCCUCCUCUGGGGAAAGGUUCACUGUAUAUCAGGCCACUGCUUAUGGGAACAGGAAGUGUGUUAGGCUUAGUUCCAGCACCUGAGUACACGUUUCUUAUAUAUGUCACUCCUGUCAAAACCUAUCACAAAGGUCCAUUGAACUUGGUAAUCAAGGACAAGCUAUACAGGGCCAUAUCUGGGAGUGGAGGAACUGGAGGGGUCAAGAGUGUGGUUAACUAUUCUCCAGCUUAUAAGGCACUGAAGGAAGCGAGGGCUGAAGGGUUCUCGGAUAUAUUGUACUUAGAUGCAGCAACGGGAAAAUUUGUUGAGGAGCUUUCUUCAUGCAAUAUCUUCCUUGUCAAGGGGAAAGCUAUCUCAACUCCAACCGCAGGAGGAAAUAAUAUUCUGCCUGGAAUCACCCGGAAAAGCAUCAUUGAAAUUGCCAUUGACUUGGGUUAUGAGGUAAUGGAAGGCGAAGUAGGAGUGGAUGAAUUAAUGGAGGCUGACGAAGUUUUCUGCACUGGGACUGCAGUCGGUGUCAAUCCUGUUGCAUCCAUCACUCACAAUAAUAACAGAGCUGAAUAUAAAACAGGACCAGAAGCAGUUUCUCAAAAACUCCUCCAAACUUUAGUUGGUAUCCAAACAGGACAUAUUCAGGACACGAGGGGUUGGACUCUGCAAAUUGAAUAAGCCAUCGCAUUCAGUAUUCUGGUCCCAUAGCUAUUAUAAGCUUCAAUAAAUUACUUUUAAGUUAAAAAUUAUAGUUAAAUUAGUUAUGUCUUAUACAAUCUCAAAAUUAUGC